AUGGCUCAGGCUGUCGGCAGCGCCGAUGCCACCACUGAGGCGCCACUCCUGCUCUCGUCGAUGGCGGGGACGCCGCUGCCGCUGCUAGCAGGUGCACCGCGCCGGAACAGGUUCGCCUUCGUCUGCGCCACGCUCGCCUCCGUCGCCACCAUGCUACAUGGCUAUAGCCUGACGCUGAUGAGCGGCGCGGAGCUGUUCAUGCGGGAGGACGUGGGGCUCACCGACGCCGAGGUCGAGGUGCUGGCCGGGGUCCAUGAACGUCUUCAUGCUCGCGUCCAUCCUCGCCGCCGGCUGGGUGGCCGACCAUUCGCCGCGCUCAUGGCGGCGCGCUUCGUCACCAGCGUCGGCUCCGGGUUCGCCCCCGUCGUCGCCCCCGUGUACAACGCCGAGAUAUCGCCGCCAUCCACGCGUGGCGUCCUCUCAUCCAUGCUUGACGUACGUAUGCGUUUUGGAUACAUGCAUGCUGGUUGA
Messenger RNA from Miscanthus lutarioriparius, 471 nucleotides. The record is from the annotation of a GenBank genome assembly. Lineage: Eukaryota; Viridiplantae; Streptophyta; Magnoliopsida; Poales; Poaceae.